Messenger RNA from Fimicolochytrium jonesii, 813 nucleotides. Its product is annotated as nucleoside diphosphate kinase. Lineage: Eukaryota; Fungi; Chytridiomycota; Chytridiomycetes; Spizellomycetales; Powellomycetaceae. The transcript is spliced from 5 exons. The coding region runs from base 1 to 813 and encodes 270 amino acids. The record is from RefSeq and is a predicted model, not a curated record.
AUGGACCGCCUAUUCCUCCUCCUCAAACCGGACGCGGCCGCGCACGAGCCGGAGAUUGUGUACAAGCUGGGGCAGGCGGGGUUUAAGAUCUUUAAUCGCCGCCGCACCCGCCUAACCCCCACACAAUCGGCCGAAUUCUUCUCCGACUGGUCCUCCGACCCCGACUUUGACGCCCUGCUCGCCUACACGACCUCCGGGCCCGUCGUCGCGCUCGCCCUUCUGCGACACGACGGGGUGAAUGCUUUAAAACGAGUCGUUUUCGGUGGGGCGGCGGAUGAGGGCGAUCAUCCACCCGCUGGUGAGAGUCUGAGCGCGCUGUACGCCAGCCGCCACACGAAGCGCACAUCCCCCACCACGGGAACCACAUCCAACGACCCAACAGAUCCCCAGGCACCCACCGACGCCGCGGCCGAUGACGACGACGCGCUGCACGACGGGUUCUACAUCCCCACCUCCCCCGAGACCGUCGAGCGCGACCUCCGCUUCUUUUUCCCAGACACACCGGUAAACCCACCCCCCACAUCGGACACCGCCAAACAGAUCCUCGAAACGACCGUGUACCCGACCCUGCUGCAGGGGCUGACGCAGCUGUGCAAGGAGAAGCCUGCGAAUCCCACCGUGUGGCUGGGCCAAUGGCUCACGGAUAACAACCCGAAUAAGCCGAGGGUGGUGGAGCCCCCGGUGGGCGCGGGGACUCCGACGACGGCGGGGGGGACGAGCGCCGGUGGGGGGUUGCAACCGCAGCAGCAGCAGACAGGGGGACAGACUCAUGGGCAUGAGGGUGCGGGUGGGGUUGCUGUGCAUGUUGUUUGA